UUGAGAUUGUGGGCGACGGCUAAGUGAGGGGAAAGGGCUGAGCUGCAGGUCGCAGCAUCUACACAAAAAGCCCCACACGACACCCCACCCGUGGAGGGGAUCCUUCACUCCAAAUCUCUCUCUCCCUCUCUCUAUUUGUCUCUCCCUCUCUCUCCUCAAAAGAUCUCCGGAGGCAUAUAGGAUCUGUGGUUUUGCUCCGUUCUAGGGUUUAAGAGUCUAUACUCGCCAUGGCCUCGCCCUAUCCCUUUCCCCUUACUGCUGCUCAGGUUGGGACGUACUUUGUUGGGCAGUAUUACCAGGUUCUCCAGCAUCAGCCUGAGUUUGUGCAUCAGUUUUACUCUGAUUCCAGCACCAUGCUUCGUAUAGACGGCAACAACAGGGAAACGGCUACCACAAUGCCACAAAUCCAUGCACUUGUUAUGUCACUCAGAUAUGCUGGAGUUGAAAUCAAGUCAGCACAUUCUCUGGAGUCUUGGAGUGCUGGUGUUCUUGUGAUGGUCUCUGGAUCUGUGCAAAUGAAGGAAUACAACCAGAGAAGGAAAUUUAUGCAGACAUUUUUCCUUGCACCCCAAGAAAAAGGUUUUUUUGUGCUCAAUGAUAUAUUUCACUUUGUUGAAGAGGAUCCAAUUCCCCACCACCAAGCAGUCUUGUUUUCCCAAAGCAAUCUUGAUUCUAAAUUGAAUGCUCCAAUGUCAAUUAAUAAACCAGUGUCCAGUUACCUGCUGGGUGCAGAUAUCCAGGCGAGGGAAUUUGUUCCUACUAAUGAGGUCAAAGAAAAUGGUGUAGUUGACAAUUAUGGAUACUCAGAGCAAAGAAUGCAGCAUGUCUCUGAUUCCGAACAUAUCAGGGAGGAUAAUACCGCUGAAGAGUCAAAUGGCUCACUUCAAGUUACAGUGAAUGUGGUGCAAGACCAUGUGCCUGCUUCUGCUGAGGAACCUGCUGAGGAGCCCCAAAAGCAUACUUAUGCCUCCAUUUUGCGGGUUGCUAAAGGACAACCUACACCAUCAAUGCCUGCCCAACCUUCUUAUGACAAGCAUGUGUCCUCAGAGUGGGAUCCUCAGACUUGUAGUCAGCAACCAACUUCGGCAAACACAUUUGAAAGGCCAGACACUGAUGCAGGGGCAGCGGAGGAGGUUCCUGCAAUGGAAGAUGAAGGUGAAAUCAAAUCUGUUUACGUGAGAAACUUGUCUCCUGCUGUUUCUGCUUCUGAAAUUGAGGAGGAAUUUAAAAAGUUUGGUCCAAUCAGGCCUGAUGGUGUUGUUAUCCGAAGUCGCAAAGACGUUGGUGUUUGCUAUGCAUUUGUUGAAUUCAUGGAUAUGAAUGGGGUUCACAAUGCAGUCAAGGUGAGCACUGUGCAGAUUGCUGGAAGACAGGUAUACAUCGAAGAGCGAAGACCAAACAGUUACAUUCCUUCACGAGGAAGGAGAGGCAGAGGCAGGGGCGGCUAUCAAUCAGAGGCACCAAGAGGGCGUUUUGGUUCAAGGGGCUUUGGCAGGGGAAACGGCCAAGAUGGAGGUGAUCGGGAUUAUAACAAACCGUCAAGAGGUAAUGGUUUCUACCGACCCAGUUCUCGGCAGGAGAGAGGAUAUUCAGGGCACCAAGUACCAAGAAAUGGUCAGAAUCUGGCAGAGUCAACAUAAAAUUCUCUGCUAAGGAGAUUCAAGUUUUGGGUCCAAAUAUUCCAGUUCUUAUAUAGUCGAUUUUAUCGGAGAAGUAAACCAAUAGUCAAUAUUUUUUAAGUCUACCUGCGGAAGACGUUGUAGGUUUAUGGAUUUUGCAUAUUUCGUUUUUCAUAGCCGUUUUGUUCAAGGGGCGUCUGGUUUUAAUAUUAAUUAUUUCCUCGGGAAUUUUAUGUCGAGUCGGCAGUCCGAAACAUGCGAGAUUUGUGUCUGCCUUGCUGAAAUCUCAUGUCGUUAUCUCAAUCAAAUGUAUUUGUAAUCAUUUAUUUCUCAAAUGGAUUUGAUGGAAACAUUUCAAUACAUUAUCUCCGACUUUCAUUUU
Messenger RNA from Prosopis cineraria, 2001 nucleotides. Its product is annotated as nuclear transport factor 2-like. The transcript is spliced from 10 exons. The coding region runs from base 228 to 1640 and encodes 470 amino acids. Gene Ontology annotation, molecular function: mRNA binding. Lineage: Eukaryota; Viridiplantae; Streptophyta; Magnoliopsida; Fabales; Fabaceae. Gene Ontology annotation, cellular component: cytosol; ribonucleoprotein complex. The record is from RefSeq and is a predicted model, not a curated record.